GCCAGGCCUGGGGCGCGGGGGGAGCCCACACUCCCCUGCCCCUCCUGCCCGCAGCCACUGCAGUGGCGCUUCCCACCAUGGGGGUUCUCCAUGGGAAUGAGCUAUGGGGCACCCUGAACACACCCCUGGGGCUCUGGGCAGUGCCUUGUGGUUGGUCCCCAAUGACCCAUAGCCCUGCAUGGCACACAGCACCACUGGGUGUGUGCGCUCUAUUGGCAUUCCCAACAGUGAGAGGUUUCCUAAUAGCACCUGGAAGAGAAAACCCAUCCAACCCUCCUCCCCCCACCCUGUGGGAAUGGCCCCCAGCAUGUGAGGGAGGAGGGUGCCAAGAGUGUGUGUGGCAGGAACCACUGACCUUCGAGGACAUCGCUGUCUACAUGAGCCGCACGGAGUGGGACGCCAUCACCGCAGGGCAGAGGGAGCUCUACUGCAGUGUCAUGAUGGACAACUACGGGCUCCUGACAUCCCUGGGUUACACAGGCCCCAAACCUGACAUUUUAUACCGGAUGGAGCGUGGGGAAGAGCCAUGGGUCUGCUCGCCACAGAGCCCACCGAGGUGGAAGGGCCCUGACUGCCUCUCUCCAGGAUGUGCUGAGGCCAUGAGGUUGCUGAAGGCGCCUCCAUGGGGCUGGUGGCCUGGGGCUGAUGCGCCAGAGGAGAGGGCACAGUCCCCCUGCCAAGCAUGGCCCAUUUCUCCAGAGCCCCAGCCAGACAGAAGGCAGACUCCCACCAGCACAUGCUCAGAUGGAGGACAGAGCCUGCAGUGUAAUCUCCAGCCUGGAACACUCCUGAACAAGCUAAGAUGUCUCAUGGAUCACAGCAAUGUGGAGGUGGCCAACAGAGAAGUGGCACCAGCGCGAAGUGAAAACUAUGCACAGACUGUUGUCUGGCCCAAGCAGGAGGAAACAGCAGAGAAUAAACACGGGGUGACAGCAAACCUAGCACAAGGCAGAGAACUCACACUUAAUUCCUGGAUGGAACAGCAGAACCACGAGUCAUAUCCUCAGGAACACCUUUACGUUGACCCAAAGGAGGAAUAUCAGAGGAGCACCUCCGAAAGCUUCUGCCCCUCGGGAGAAGCUCCAUUCCUCCUGGGACCCAGGGAACUGUGUGCCAAGGAUGUGAAGGAGGCUAUUUGGAAGGACCACUGCUACUGUAGGGUGAGCAUGAUACAGAUCUGGCACCGUGGCUCCUGGCCCUGUCCUCCCACAGACCACAGCUACUGCCAGCUGCAGGUGCCAGGCAUAACUGUGCUCAAGGACCAUGCAUACUGCCUCCCGCAGAGGAGUUGUUUCAGGGCCAGGGUUGGUAACAUGGCUCGUCUGGGUGGCAAAGCUUGGGUCGUGCUGCGCAGGCUGGCCGCACAGAGAGCCCAGAUCAGGCGGAUCAUCAGAAAAGCCAAGCAGAUUAUGUGGCGCUGCAAUUCCCAAAUCAGCAGGAGGCUGCGGGUUCCUCGGCGUGCCUCCAGCACUGGCAGUACUGUGCCUGCUGUUGCUGACGGAAAGGUGGAGUCAGUCCCCCUGGUGGCAAGGUGUGAAUCACUUGGUUCUCCUGCAGAGUGUGAGGACAUGCUGCCCCUCUCUGAGAGCAGAAUCAGCUCCCAAGAAGCUCUUUGCACCCCUGUGGCAUCUCCUGCACCCCUGCCUGUGCCCCCACCCUCAGAGGCAGCUGCGGUGGUGAGUAGCGAAGUGCUGCACCCUGAGGUGUCUGCACAUAGCACAGAGGAGCCCAUCUGCAGCUCUGAUGUUAACCAGAGCACCAAAGAACAGGACCCUGCUCACUCAAAGCGGAUACUGAUCCAAGCUACCUACAAAACAUGGACGCUGACGGUGGACAACACACAUGGAUCCGUGUGCUACAAAAUGCAGCUCAACAGCUAUAGCUGGCAUGUGCCUACCUGGCCUUCAGUUAUCCGCAUAGACAGCUGACAGCACCUUCUUCCCUGCAGCCAAACUGCUCCACAAGUGGUGUGGGAAAGGAAAUACGAUGAGACACAUGCAGAGGAGGGAUCCCUGGGAGAAGAAUUGUGCAGUGCUUGUGGCAGAAACGGGUUGUCCAAAGGAAAAGGCCCAGGGAAGGAUGAAUGGGACAGAGAGAAUGGAGACAGCACGGGUGGGCCAGCUGCAGGGGCAGGAGGUCUUCUGACAGCUUCAAUCUUCCCUGUCUUCCCAUUAAAGUAUUUGGAGUUAU
Melopsittacus undulatus (budgerigar) is the source of this 2190-nucleotide messenger RNA. RefSeq lists its product as uncharacterized. NCBI's taxonomy places the organism in Eukaryota, Metazoa, Chordata, Aves, Psittaciformes, Psittaculidae. Gene Ontology annotation, biological process: regulation of DNA-templated transcription. The record is from RefSeq and is a predicted model, not a curated record. The transcript has 4 exons. Bases 78 to 1928 code for a protein of 616 amino acids.